UUUUUCUGUAUGGGUGUCAGAAAAUGUUGGGUUAAAUGAACAAGAUAACGUCCUCUGUCCUUAAUGCAGAGGCAACAGAAGGACUUACAGGACUUAAAGAAGACUUGAGUCUAAGCAGCACUGUCAGACACACUUGCUGGGCUGAUAUACUAACUCUUGGUUAAAGUCCGCUUCUCUCUAGUUCCAGGUGUGCGUGGAGCAAGAAGUAAAUUAGGAUGGCAGAUUGUGGGCUGUAUGACUACCAAGAGGAGGUGGUUCAGAGGGCUCUCCAGAGGGAGAACAUCAUCAUCUGGCUUCCCACCGGCGGAGGAAAGACCCGUGCUGCCGUCUAUGUGGUCAAGAGACACCUGGAGACCACCCCAGAGGCCAAGGUGGCUGUGCUGGUCAACAAGGUUCAUCUGGUGGACCAGCAUUACAGCAAAGAGUUCAACCCCCACCUGGGCCGUGAUUACAAGGUGGAGUCUGUCAGUGGGGACAGUGACGAGAAGGACUUCUUUGGCAGAGUGGUUAAGGACUCUGACCUGGUCAUCUGCACGGCCCAGAUCCUGGAGAACGCCCUGAUAAACACAGAGGAUGACAAACAUGUUGAGCUUACAGACUUCACCCUACUGGUCAUUGACGAGUGCCACCACACGCAUAAGGAGGGGGUGUACAACACGAUCAUGCAUCGCUACGUGGAGAAGAAGCUGAAAGGCGAGAGGAAUCUGCCUCAGGUGCUAGGCCUCACCGCCUCUCCUGGAACAGGGAAGGCCAAAACCCUGGAAGGAGCUGUGAAGCAUGUAUUGCAGAUCUGUGCUAACCUGGACUCAGCCAUCGUUUCAGCUGAAACCCAUGCCUCUGAGCUGAAGAAGAAAGUCCCCAGACCCAAGAAAAGGUUUGACAUUGUCGACAAGAGGCCCAAGGAUCCCUUUGGCGACCACCUGAAGUGGAUGAUGGAGCUGAUCCACGACUUCAUGGCCUUGGGGACAGCCUCCCAGCUCAGGGAGGUGGGAACACAGGAGUACGAGGCGGACGUGGUCCUUCUGGAGCAGAGGGGUGUAUUUGAGAGGAACAGAAUUCUGGCCCAGUGUGCCCUCCACCUGCGACGGUAUAACGACGCCCUGCUCAUUAACGACACGGUCCGCAUGGUGGACGCCUUCCGUGACCUGGAGAGCUUCUACAACAGCAAGAGCGCCUCAGCCAUCGAUGGAACGGACUUCUUCCUGCAGGGCCUCUUCGAGGAGAACCAGACAGAGCUAAAGAGCCUGUCAGGGAACGCCCUCUAUGAGAACCCCAAAAUGGCUAAACUUCAGAGCACUCUUCUGGAGCAGUUUGGACCCAAAGACACAUCCAAAGGCAUACUCUUCUGCAAGACCCGUAAAAGCACCAACUGCCUGAAUGACUGGGUCCUCAACAACCAGGCCCUACAGCGGUCAGGCAUCAAGGCUGCCAUCCUGACUGGAGCGGGAAACGGCAUCAAUUACAUGACCCAGAACGAGCAGAAAGAGACCAUCAAAAAAUUCCGCAACGGCACCCUCAAUCUCCUGAUUGCCACCAGCGUGGCUGAGGAGGGUCUCGACAUCCCAGAAUGCAACCUGGUGGUGCGCUACGGCCUGCUGACCAAUGAGAUUGCCCAACAGCAGGCCAGUGGGCGAGCUCGGGCCACUGACAGUGUGUACUCUGUGGUGGCCCAAGCUGGGGGGCGGGAAGUGCGCCGGGAACGCACCAAUGAGCUCCUGGAGGAGUUAACGGGCCGGGCCAUCAGACAGGUCCAACAAAUGGGGGAACGCGAAUUCCGCAAGAAGAUCACUGAGAUCCAGACAGAGGAUGUUCUUGCCAGUCGCUUGAAAGACCAGCUGAAGGUGAAGAAGCAGAGCCGCUACCGAGCCGCUGAGAUUCAGCUCGUGUGUCGAAGCUGUUUCAAGGCUGUGGCUUGUGGAAGUGACAUCAAGCUCAUUGACAACACGCACUACGUUAACGUCAACCCCGGGUUUGAGAGGCAUUACAAGGCUGGUGGAAAGGUGCGCCUGGACAGACACUUUGAGGACUGGGAGCCGGGCCGUGUGAUCAGCUGUGCAACCUGUAGCAAGGAAUGGGGAAUGGAGAUGAAAUACAAGGAGGUUGCCUUGUUGCCCAACUUGGCCAUCAAAAACUUUGCCAUGGAGACUCCGGGUGGGAGAGUCCUUGGCAAGAAGUGGAAGGAUAUUCAGUUCACUAUUGAGGACUUCAACUUUACACAGUACUGUGAGGACAAGUUCCCUGGUCUCCUGUCAGAAUAAUGCUCUGGUGCACUCCUGAGGGUUUUAGGGUUUAUUAGGUGAGCAUUUUAAGGGUCAUAACAAGAGGGUAAGGGUUGUGUGCAACUCCAAAUGUUUUCAGAUGUUAUUAUCUAGGAUUAUGUUAUCUGUGUGUGUCAGUGUGGGGUUCACAGGAGGGUCAGAUGGCUGAGCGGUUAGGGAAUUGGGCUAUUAAUCAGAAGGUUGCCGGUUUGAUUCCUGGCCAUGCAAAAUUACCUUGUGUCCUUGGGCAAGGCACUUCACCCUCGAGGGGAAUGUCCCUGUACUUACUGUAAGUCGCUCUGGAUAAGAUUGUCUGCUAAAUGACUAAAUGUAAUGUAAUGUGUGUGUGUGUGCGCAAGUGCAUCUGUGUGUGUGUGUGUGUGUGUGUAAUCUUAACCACUGUAUACAUUCUGAGUUAGGGUUGGUCCUUUCUGUCCAGGCUAUUCUUAGUGCUGGAGGCUAUGGUAUAGCAGUAUGCUGAAGCUUGUUAGACAAUGGUCAGGGUUAGAAUGAGCAUAACAGCUUUGUUUAUGCCUCAGGACCUAUGGCUCUCCUUCUCGCCUCCCUUUCUGUACAAUAUGGGUGUUUUUUAUGGUCUAUUGCUGCCAUUAGGCACGAAAAUGCAUGAACUCAUGUAGUCACUGUCCUCACGCGGUUCUUGCCGAAAUGCAAAUUAUAGAGACUAUUAUUGUAGUAGCACUCAUCAUAACAUUAUGAACUUGUUGAUGAUUGAAUGUUUGAAUACAAUUAAUAUAUAAAAUAUACCUUCACAAUGAUGAAUCAUGGUUAGCAGCACAUCAUGAAGUGCCUAAACGAUUAACUGUAAAUGAAGUCUGUGUGUCUUUGUGACGUUUAUUAUUGAGCUAUAAAAUACCGCCCUUACUUGUUAUUAUAUAUCUUACCACUGGGUGGCAGUCUAGGCUUUUGAACAUCUUAGUGUCUCUUCCCACCAGAGGGAGCUUUCUUUACUCACGGGGGUCUGUUCACAGAACAUAGUAGAAUAUUCAAUGUUGUUUUGAUGGAGCCAAAGUCUUACCGAGAUCCCAUUAAGUUUGGCUGGGGAUAAAGGAUACCAAAAUACAUACAUGGCUGUCUAUUCAUUCAAACUCUGUACUGCACAACCCCUGUUGGUAGUUGGUAGUUUUAUUGUCCUGCAACACAAGACAUGAUAUUUUUUGUACUCAGUUACCAGCUGUUAAAUUUAGACUGACUGCAUUUAGCUAAUUACAGGAUUGUGACCAUUCCUUGCUCUCUUUUUUUUACCAAAACAAUUAACUUUUCAUCUCAUUGCAAUGUUUUUGUCAAGAGCUGGAUUUCUGCCUGGAUGAAAACGAAUAUGUACCAACACAAACAUACAUUAUGAAACACUUCAGGGUAACCCGUAAUUUCAUAGCAGCAGUCGUUCCAGCUUCCAGAAGUAAACUCACCCAUCAAAACAUCGAUGUGCAUUACAUCGGCUGCAAACUUUGCUCUACAGCUAUGUUUAUCUGCAUUGUCCCUGUCAAAUAAAUGUAUUUAAAAAAAUAUAUAUCU
Osmerus eperlanus (European smelt) is the source of this 3791-nucleotide messenger RNA. It is a transcript of the gene dhx58, whose product is annotated as DEXH (Asp-Glu-X-His) box polypeptide 58. Bases 216 to 2258 code for a protein of 680 amino acids. The record is from RefSeq and is a predicted model, not a curated record. Gene Ontology annotation, molecular function: double-stranded RNA binding; DNA binding; ATP binding. Lineage: Eukaryota; Metazoa; Chordata; Actinopteri; Osmeriformes; Osmeridae. Gene Ontology annotation, biological process: negative regulation of RIG-I signaling pathway; antiviral innate immune response; cytoplasmic pattern recognition receptor signaling pathway. Gene Ontology annotation, cellular component: cytoplasm. The transcript has 11 exons.